UCUUCCUCUGCUUCUCUCAUCUGAUAAGCGGACACAAACCUCCCAAAUUCAAAUCUUUUUAUAAAUAAAUCAUUUCUUAUUAUUUUUGCUUCCUUUUCGGGGCAAAUAUUUAAAAAUUUAAUUUAUAAUAUAAGGGAAAAAAAAAUGGCACUGAGCUCGUUCUCUAUAAAAUUUGGUUCCAUUUCGUGUCCGUACGAAAACCUGAGGAACGGGACGUCUUCGAGACUGAAACUCAAGCAUGUGCUUUUCGCUUUCGCUUCCCCGAAACCCUCGCUUCAUAUUUCGGCCGAUUUGACACCGAAAGCGCGCUUUGUCGCUCGGCGAACCGAAUCGGUAUCGGUUCCGCAGCUCCAGCGGCCUCUAAGUGAGUAUAUGAGCUUACCGGCGAGUCAAUACUCGGUUUUAGAUGCAGAGAGGAUAGAGAGAGUGGAUGAGAAUACAUUCAGGUGCUAUGUGUAUAGGUUCAAGUUCUUUGCAUUUGAGGUUUGCCCUGUUCUUCUUGUUAGAGUCGAAGAGCAGCCCAAUGGCUGUUGCAUUAAGCUCUUGUCCUGCAAGCUUGAAGGCUCACCCAUCGCGGUUGCGCAGAACGACAAGUUUGAUGCUUUUAUGGUGAAUCAAAUAUCGUGCACUAACAACCAAAGCAACUCCUCACUACAGCAACUCAGAUCAGAAACUGUCAUUGAGGUGAGCAUUGAGAUUCCUUUUGCAUUUCGUGCAAUCCCAGCACAAGCUAUUGAAUCAUCUGGGACACAAGUCCUUGAACAAAUAUUAAGAAUUAUGCUUCCCAGGUUUAUGUCGCAGCUUGUGAGGGAUUAUCGAGCAUGGGCUUCUGGUGAUAGAUCAAGGCAGCCUCUUGGCACUGGUGAGAUAUGAAAUUGUAGAUAAUAAGCGCUUGCGAGUUCUAUUGGCCUCUCGUAUUAUGUUUGCUGUUCUGUUAUAUGCAGUGCGAAUCAUUUCUGCACACUUGUUUUAAUUCUCUAUUUUACUAGCUUGGUUUGUUCAAGAGGGAAAAAGAUCAGGUAAAUGUAUCAAAGAAAUGAAUUUUCUGAUUUGUUGACCUAGAUUGCGUUACCAAUGUCAUCGGUAACAUAUUAUCGACUCGCUCUCUGCCCUCUAUUCCUACAA
Molecule: messenger RNA, 1125 nt
Organism: Prunus mume (Japanese apricot)
Lineage: Eukaryota; Viridiplantae; Streptophyta; Magnoliopsida; Rosales; Rosaceae
Product: RAP release 2, galactose-binding-like domain protein, putative (DUF1997)
Source: RefSeq, a predicted model, not a curated record